Messenger RNA from Chionomys nivalis (European snow vole), 708 nucleotides. Its product is annotated as enhancer of rudimentary homolog. The record is from RefSeq and is a predicted model, not a curated record. NCBI's taxonomy places the organism in Eukaryota, Metazoa, Chordata, Mammalia, Rodentia, Cricetidae. The transcript has a single exon. The coding region runs from base 41 to 355 and encodes 104 amino acids.
CGGUGGUGUUAGCGGCAGCUGCAGCAGAGCAUCUGAGGAGAUGUCUCACACCAUUUUGCUGGUACAGCCUACCAAGAGGCCAGAAGGCAGGACUUAUGCAGACUAUGAGUCUGUGAAUGAGUGCAUGGAAGGUGUUUGUAAGAUGUAUGAAGAACAUCUGAAAAGAAUGAAUCCCAACAGCCCCUCCAUCACAUACGAUAUCAGUCAGUUGUUUGAUUUUAUUGAUGAUCUGGCAGAUCUCAGCUGUCUUGUUUACCGAGCUGAUACACAGACGUACCAGCCUUAUAACAAAGACUGGAUCAAAGAGAAGAUCUACGUGCUCCUUCGUCGACAGGCCCAACAAGCUGGGAAGUAGUUGAGUCGGAAGCAUUAGGGGCUGGGGGUGGGCUUGGAACAGGUGCUUACAGCGUGCUGUAGUGAACAUUUUGUAUGAUAGUAAUCCUGUUUCCAUUUUGUUAUGCUAGAGCCAAGAUUGAAUGUAUGACAUGGAACAUGAAUGAUAUUUUCAUUCUGAAAACCACCAUUAUUGCCCCUUUACUCUUUUUCUUUUUUUUUUACUUAAACAUUUUUAUGAUAAUUCAGAGAGAGUGUUCUUUGCCAUUUAAGGUUGGUUCCAGUCCUUGAAACUGUUGGUGUCUGCUUUACAGCAGUGAGUGCACUAACCCCUUGUGAGGGGUGGGGUAGUGACAAGCUUAGUUAUGUCCUCUG